AUGCUGGAUCAUGAUGACUUCCAGCAUCUGACCUCUUUCAAAUGGGAAUCUUUGCUUCGCCUAGCGAACGUAGCCGGUAUAACUAGCGUUGUCGCCAUGCUUAAGGACACACCUGAGCGGCUACAGCGUGUAGCCAUCCAGGACUUUGUCAACCGCGAGCACGCCGAUUUGCGUCGGCGAGCCUCAACUCCCGCGGUUGCCACAGGGUCUGACGUCGUCAAACUCGACGUCUCGUGCUAUAUCGUCGAGGGCCCGAAGCGCCUUGCGCUUAAUCGAUGGCUUGUGAAGUAG
Peronospora belbahrii is the source of this 291-nucleotide messenger RNA. NCBI's taxonomy places the organism in Eukaryota, Oomycota, Peronosporomycetes, Peronosporales, Peronosporaceae. The record is from the annotation of a GenBank genome assembly.